AUGAUGAGCUCAAUUCACUAUCUACCCUUUGAAAUCAUUGAACAUAUUAAUUCGUACUUGUCACAUCAAGAUCGCUAUGAGCUGCUACAUCUAAACAAGCCAUUUUAUCAGAUAUUUAUUAUACUACUUUACCGCACAAUCACAAUCGAAUCACCAAAUCAGCUCAAGCAGCUGCUCUAUAUAUUCAAUCAAACUGAAUCCACAUCAUUGCCACUCGGCAAAUGCGUCCAUCAAUUGAACAUCUUGCUGAACGAAUUAUCGGAAUACGAACUGGCAAGGCUACAAACAUCAUGUCCAUUUGUUCAGUCAAUACAUGUCGAUUGGCGUAUAUGGAACUACUUGGCAUUCACUGAAGAAUCACCAAAUACAAGCUUGCCGCGGAAUUACCAUGCUCGACGUCUGUUUCCUGUGGCUGCUACUCGCUUUCUGUCCAAUUACGGUGCAUGCAAGUUGUCAUCCAUCACAUUAGAUUUGUACUCUAUGAAUCAAAUUGAUGCCAAAUUACUGCUUUGUUACACACCAAAUUUAAGAAAUCUCACGCUCAUGGGAAUCAACCAACACCAUAACAUUACAAUCCAAUACGUCGAGUCGAUACAUGAACAGUGUCCCUAUCUAGAGAGCAUUGCAUUGGAAGGGUACAGAGCAGAAGCCGAAGACUUUGUCAGAAUGAUUCAACCCACGCAUGUCAAUUCACUGCUACGAAUGAAAUCUUUCCAAUUAAAGUGUCAAUACGGCGCUGAUCGCUACCAUGAUUGGUUACCUUACCUAGGAAGAAAGUAUCCAAACCUUAUUUCAGUAGAUUUUCACCACUUGGGAACUGGCAAAGAUAUCAUUGAGCCGUGUCCAAUAGAACUAUACCGCCAAUUCAUUAGAGACUGUCCGCAUUUGAAGUACAUCAUGUGGAACAACACUGCUCCUGAUUUCAGAUUCUUUCAGGAACUGGAUAAAGCGCAACACAGGAAAUUGAAGAGAUUGGAAGUGUAUGACAAUGUUACAGUACCUGGUUUAUUGACAUCAGCGUUGUUCGAAAGCCCUCACCAAAUCCUGGGCAAUCUCACACAUCUCACAUUUGGUCCUAUUCCUCGCGGUGUCAUGCCAAACACACUGGUGCAAUCCAUUGCUAAUGCCUGCCCUCGUUUGGUGCAUUUAUGUCUACGAGAGCCUCACUGCAAUCUCAACAUCCCGUUCAAGAUUGACUCUAUUCUGGACUAUUGCAGAAAGCUGGAGUUUCUUGAACUGCACAACAUCGCCCUUCGAGUAUCAUUUGACCAUCGUCGACAAGAGCCUAUUUGGGACAAGCACCCUUUGAAGAGUUUGAUAAUGCGGCAUUGCAGUUCAUUCGACGGUGUAUUUGACCACAUCUCACCACGAUGUCCGUAUCUCGACGAGCUAAUCUUGUUUGCGUAUACACAGCGCGAUCGUCGCUACAAGGUUCAAAUUCACAUGCCAUUCCAGCGAUUUCGCAAGGUACAAUUGCAUGGUUUACGGACCGAAACAUUUGACCUGGAUCGCCGUAUUCGAUUUUUCUCCAUUACACAGCAACAGCAAGCAACAUGGUACUAUAUGAGUAAGUUUGCAUUGAAGGAUCAGGAAGUACCGGGCAGGGGCUUCAAUUAUCGCGGCAUGGAGAUGGCGCUUGACAUGUCGCAAUUGAAAAGUGCUGAGGUAUAUUUGUUGAGAUCCUUCUUGGAGAAGCCAAUGUCAUGGUCCGCAUUGGAAAUGCACAAGCAAGAGUACCUUAAAUGGAACAACGCAUCCAUGGUAGAAGACUGGCAACCCAAAGAUAUUUACGAUGCUGGCUAUGUAGAUCUAGUAUGCGAAUCUCUUGAUCAAAUCAUCGUUAACAUGAAGCGCAUCAUCCCAUAA
Messenger RNA from Mucor velutinosus, 1866 nucleotides. RefSeq lists its product as uncharacterized. The record is from RefSeq and is a predicted model, not a curated record. Lineage: Eukaryota; Fungi; Mucoromycota; Mucoromycetes; Mucorales; Mucoraceae. The coding region runs from base 1 to 1866 and encodes 621 amino acids. The transcript has a single exon.